This is a messenger RNA of Eubalaena glacialis (North Atlantic right whale), 4720 nucleotides long. It is a transcript of the gene CEP164, whose product is annotated as centrosomal protein 164. The transcript has 33 exons. Lineage: Eukaryota; Metazoa; Chordata; Mammalia; Artiodactyla; Balaenidae. Bases 120 to 4565 code for a protein of 1481 amino acids. The record is from RefSeq and is a predicted model, not a curated record. Gene Ontology annotation, molecular function: protein binding.
ACACCCCGGCGUCCCUGGAAGCUGGGAGCUCGGGUGGUGCUGGGGAAGCUGCGCAAAGCCGGGAGCUAGCGCCCAGGGCCUCCCGGGGUGGGGGACAGGCGUUCGAGCCCAAACCAAUCAUGGCCGGAAGACCCAUCCGCAUAGGAGACCAGCUGGUUCUGGAGGAAGAUUAUGAUGAGACCUACAUCCCCAGUGAGCAAGAAAUUCUUGAAUUUGCCAGAGAGAUUGGUAUUGAUCCCAUAGAAGAACCAGAGCUGAUGUGGCUGGCACGGGAGGGCAUUGUGGCCCCACUGCCUGUGGAGUGGAAACCAUGCCAGGACAUCACAGGUGAUAUUUACUAUUUCAACUUUGCCAACGGGCAGUCCAUGUGGGACCAUCCCUGUGAUGAACACUAUCGGAACUUGGUGAUCCAAGAGCGGGGGAAACUGUCAACUCCUGGGGCCAAUAAGAAGAAGGAAAAGAAAAAGAAAAAGGAAAAGAAAGACAAGAAGGACAAAGAGACCUCCAAAAGUCCCCUGGCCCUGGGCUCCUCGUUAGCCCCCGUCCACAUCCCUCUCGGGGGUCUGGCCCCGUUAAGGGGCCUGGUGGAUGCCCCGCCCUCUGCUCUUCGUGGAUCUCAAAGUGUGAGCCUGGGGAGCUUGGCGGAGUCUGGUCAGCAUGGAGAACUCUCACUGCCUUCACAGGGUCUCAAGACUUCUGCUUAUACAAAGGGUCUCCUGGGCUCCAUCCAUGAGGACAAGAAUGCUCUCAGCCUCUUGGCUUUAGGAGAGGAGACCAAUGAGGAGGAUGAGGUGGAGAGUGACAACCAGAGUGUCCGAAGCUCAAGUGAGCUUCUUAAGAACCUGCACCUGGACAUCGGGGCACUGGGGGGUGACUUCGAGUAUGAGGAAUCUCCAAGAACAAGCCAGCCAGAGGAGAAGAAGGACAUUUCUCUGGAUUCCGAUGCUGCCAGCCCCCCUACGCCUGGCAAGCUCUUCAGCCAAGGUGCAGAUAGCAGCCUGAGCAGUGCCGAUGGCCAAGGGCAACAGGGAAGAGGGGCAAGUUGGCUCCCAGAAAAAGAAAAGAACGAGAAGAAUGAUCCCGGGAUGUCCAGGAGUGUGGCGGACCCUGGGGGCGACCCCGCGGGCGAUCAGCCUGCCAAAGCCAAUAAAAGAGAGGCACCAGAGGACCCAGUGGAUGCAAGAGAGGAGGGUUCCCGGAAGGAAGAGGCAGCAAAGGAGCCAAAGAAGGAGGCUUCCAUCCCGAAAGAGAGCAGAUCAGAGGCGAGCGAAGGGUCGGAGAUCAGUGAACACAUGAAGGAACUACAGCCCUCAGACUCCACUGCUUCUGACCCCAAGUCCUUUCUUGGCCUGGACUUCGGUUUCCACAGCCGGAUCUCGGAGCACCUGCUGGAUGUGGACAUGCUCUCCUCUGUCCUGGAUGGAGCCCGCUGGGAGGCCCAGAGGCUGGGAAGAGAAGACAAGGAUGUCUGCCAGUCCAGCCAAGAUGAGCUGCAGAGCAAGAAGUCCGGAGGCUCGGAGAGGUUAUCUCCUCCUCUUCUGCAUGGGGAGCGGCUCCAGAGUCCCCUUCACAGCCAGGCCACGGAUGAAGGGCCUCCGCAGCCCCUGGAGGAGCAGCCGGAACGGAAGGGGGCAGAGGAGCCUGGGGAGGGCUCUGCAGGCAGCCCCGCGCCCCCUGGUCCCCUGCAGAGGGAGGAGAUCCCAAGCCCACCUGCCACCCACGAGAGGGGCGAGGAGCAGUGCUCCCAGGCCGAGGGGCCGGGCCCUGGGCAGGACGAGGCCGAGGAGCCCGAGGAGAAGGUGGCGGUCAGCCCCACCCUGCCAGUCUCUCCAGAGGUAGAGAAGAGGGCAUGCCAUGCCAGGUGGGGCCACGUGGGGAAGGACCAGAGUUGGUCAGGAGGCCAAAGAGGCGAGAAGGAAGAGCGUGACCCAGAGCCUUUAUUGGGGUUUUCGUGGGAAGCAAUGGGCGAGGCAGGGCGAUCUACAGAGCCUGCGGCUCCCCCAGAGCAGCUCUCAGAGGCUGCACUGAAGACCACGGAAGAGGCGGUGGCCCAAGAGCUCGAGCAAGGUCAGAGGUGGCUCCUGGAGUCCAAGCGAGAGAAGGUGCAGCGGCUGCAGGAGAAGCUGUGGCAGGAGGAGGAGGCGGAGACCCUGCAGCUUCACCGGCAGAAGGAGAAGGCGCUCAGUUCCCUGAAGGAGCAGCUGCAGAGAGCCACCGAGGAAGAGGAGAGCCUGGUGAGAGAGCAGGAAGGCCAGAGGCUGUCCCGGCUCUGCGCCCAGGUGCAGUCCAGCGUGGAAGCGGAUGAGCACCAAAUCAGGGCCGAGCACGAGGCUUCCCUGCAGAGGCUGCGAGAAGAGCUGGAGUCUCUACAGAAGGCUGAGAGGGCCAGCUUGGAAGAGAGAAACAGGCAGACGCUGGAGCGUCUCAGGGAAGACAUGGAGGCUUCGGAGAAGAGAGAGCAGGCCGCCCUGAACACUGAGAAGGAGAGGGCCUUGCAGCAGCUGAGGGAGCAGCUAGAAGGGGAGAGGAAAGACGCGGUGGCAGCGCUGGAGAGGGAGCACAGAGAGGAGCUGGAGCGGCUCUCUUCCUCGCUGGAGGCCAAGCACAGGGAGGUGGUCUCCAGCCUCCAGAAGAAGAUGGAGGAAGCUCAACAGAAAGAGGAGGCCCAGCUGCAGGAGAGCCUUGGGCGGGCGGAGCAGAGAGCUCAUCAGAAAGUUUACCAGGUUCUCGAGUAUGAGCAAGAGCUCAGUGGCCUCCUGAGAGAGAAGCGCCAGGAGGUGGAGAGGGAACACGAGAGGAAGAUGGACAAGAUGAAGGAGGAGCAUCAGCAGCUGGUGGCUGAGGCCCGGGAGCAGUACGCCGCCGAGGAGAGGAAGCAGCGGGCCGAACUCCUGGGGCACCUGACGGGAGAGCUGGAGCGCCUGCGCAGGGCCCACGAGCGGGAGUUGGAGACGGUGAGGCAGGACCAGGCCCGGCAGCUCGAGGACCUGCGGCGGCGGCUCCGGGAGCAGGAAAGGAAACUCCAAGAUUUAGAGGUGGAGCUUGAAACCAGAACCAAGGAUGUCAAGGCCAGAUUGGCUCAGCUGGAUGUCCAGGAGGAGGCCGCCCGGAAGGAGAAGCAGCAGCUCCUCGAUGUGCAGAGGCAGUUUGCGCUGGAGAGCGAGGAAGCCGCAGCCACCCAUCAGCACCUGGAGGAGGCAAAGAAGGAGCACAGCCACCUGUUGGAGUCAAACCGGCAGCUCCGAAGAAUUCUCGAGGAGCUUCAGGCCCGCAAGUUGGAGCUGGAGUCCCAGGUGGAUUUGCUGCAGACCCAGAGUCAGAGGCUGCAGAAGCAUGUCAGGUGUGACCUGGAGGCCAAAGCUCAGAGGAAGCAGGACUUGUUGAAAGAGCUGGCGGUAGAGGAGAGUAAUGCUUCCCCACGUUUUGAGCCUGAUCUCCACGUUGAGGACCUGAGGAAAUCCCUUGGGACGAGCAAGGAGGAGACCGACUUGUCCUUGGACAGCGCCCGGCACUACCUCUCUGCCGAGGGGGUAGCUCUCCGCAGCGCCAAGGAGUUCCUGGUCCGGCAGACGCGCUCCAUGCGGAGGCGGCAGACGGCUCUGAAGGCCGCCCAGCAGCACUGGCGCCACGAGCUGGCCAGCGCUCAGGAGGCGGCCAAAGACCCGCCAGGCACCAAGGCCCUGGAGGACAUGUGCAAGGACCUGGAGGAGGAGACCAGGCACCUGGAUGAGAUGAAGUCAGCCAUGCGGAAAGGCCACGACCUGCUGAAGAAAAAGGAGGAGAAGCUGCAUCAGCUGGAGUCUUCUCUCUGGGACGAGGCUUCAGAUGAAGACACUCUGAGAGGGCCCCCCACCAAGAAGGUGGUGACCUUUGACCUCAGCGACCUGGAAGACGGGAGCAGUGACAGUUCCGAAUCCUGCCCCCUGCCUCACAUCGGCCCGACCCCAAGUCCCACUUUCCCCAACAAGAUCCACUACCUGAGCAGCUCUCUGCAGCGGAUCAGCAGCCAGCUCAACGGUGUCCUCAGCGUGCUGGGCAGCCUCAACACCCAGCCUCCGCCGCUUUUCACCUCCACGCCCGCACCGCUCCCCACCCAGGCCUCCAGGAGCACCCCCGCUCCCUCCUACCCGUCCCUGGCCCGGGUCUCAGCCUCAUCCCCGGCUCCACCCACGUCCACCCAGUGGGCCUGGGACCCAGAGCUGGGCCCCCGGCUCUCCUCCUCCGUGGCUCAGACCGUGGACGACUUCCUGGUGGAGAAGUGGCGCAAGUAUUUUCCAACUGGCAUCCCGUUCCUCAGCAGUGGCCCUGCCCCCCUGGAAAACAGGCUGGGGUAUGUGUCUGCCAGUGAGCAGCUGCGCCUCCUGCAGCGUCCUCCCUCCCAAGUCCCCGAGGUGGGCAGCGCCAACUUCCAGGACAUAAUCGAGGCUCACCGCAAGUGGCUGGAACAUUACAAGAAUGACCCCAAGUCACAUCUCUUCUCCUCGAUACCCAAGCCAACGGCUGGUUCCGGCCUCCUGCAGCUGGGCCUGGAUGAGAACAACAGACUGAAGGUGUAUCGCUACUGAGGCCCUGAGCGCUGAGCCGGGGUGGGGGGGGUGCAGCCUGGCCUCUCCUGCGUCCAGACCAAGUGCCCGAGUUGCUGCCUGCACUUUACUCCCUCUGAUAAAGCAUUCUCCCGUCCCCUCUUUGCUGCUUGCCUCACUCAGAACCUAGAGGAACC